Molecule: messenger RNA, 495 nt
Organism: Arctia plantaginis
Lineage: Eukaryota; Metazoa; Arthropoda; Insecta; Lepidoptera; Erebidae
Source: the annotation of a GenBank genome assembly
AUGGUGCAUGGACCGUGCGGUGCAUUAAAUCCAUUAUCGCCUUGCAUGGCUGAUGGAAAGUGCACAAAACGAUAUCUGCGACCGUUAGUUGCUGAAACAGUCACAGUUUAUCGUCGGCGUUCAAAAGAAGAUAAUGGUCGAACUAUCAAAGUUAAAGUUCAAAAUCAAGAGAUUGAGAUCGGAAAUGAAUUCAUUGUACCAUAUUGCCCGCUGCUAUCACGAAUUUUCGAAACACAUGCAAACGUUGAGAGUUGUCAUUCGGCCAAAUCAAUCAAAUAUUUGUGCAAGUACGUCAUAAAAGGCAGCGACAUGACUGUGUUUGGUAUUGCGUCGGAAAAUGCGAAUGACGAAAUCAGCAACUUCCAAAUGGGCAGAUAUGUCAGUACUAAUGAAGCACUGUGGCGAUUAUUGUCAUUUCAAAUUCAUGAAAGAUAUCCCACAGUUGUACAUUUAGCAGUGCAUUUGGAAAAUCAUCACCUUUAUGGAAUAACGUAA